UCUUGAGGUUUUUUUUUUUUUAUCUAGUCAGUAUAAUAAUGUGUUUGUCCAACAUGUUAUGUUGGCAAAAUAAGUAAAUACAUUUUUUAUUUUCUGAAAUGGUUUGGGUUUUCUUAUUGGUUUCCUCAGUGUACAGAUUUGUAUACCUUGAGAACACAUCUCAUAAGUGUGUUAAUGAAAUCCAACAGUUUGUGAAUGAAGCCACUUCAUUUCAAACUGUUUCAACAAAAAUAAUGUAAAAAAAUAAUGUCUCCAAAAGAAAAACGAAAUAAAUAAAAGAAAAACUCCAAAGUUCAAAAUGAAAUUGUCCAUCUAAAGUAAACAUUAGACAUUAUUAAACGGAUGAACUCUGUGAAUAUUUUUUCUUAUGGGAAUCUAAUAUGCCUUCAUUCAUUCCUGUCAGGUCAUGAAUGCUUAUAUGCACAUUUUGGUCAAGAAAUACAACAAGGAUUCAACGAACAAGGCUGUGUGCAUUGAUUCAUACGAAAUGAGUGACAUCUGGAAGCAUAAAAAAGCAAAGGUCAAGAUGGAUCCAAAACAAUUUAAAUAUAUCAUUGGGAUCAUUAACGAAAAUCAGCACUGGACUCUGACGAUUAUGAUUCCACAAGAGAAGAGGGCUCUGUUAUUUGAUCCUCUAGGAGAGACCACAUCAAAAGUACAAAGGUGUCAGAAUGUGACAAGGUCCUUUAUGAUACAGAAGGGCUACAACGUGCCCAAAUGGGUGUGUGAGACAUUACCGCAUUCAUGCCAACAGGAUGGCAGUUCCUGUGGACCCUUUGUCUUGAAAUUUGCAGAAUGUUUCUUAAAUAAUGAGUCGCUUCACUUUUCUACAUCUGAGGAAAGUGUGGCUGCCCUGAGAAGAAAAAUUGCUGCUUGUGUCUUGCAGCACACUGAUAACCUGAAGGACCUGUGCCAUCUAUGUGGGGACAAAAACAGUGGCAAAAAAGUGACUAACUGGCUUGCUCACCCGGUUUUUGACCCUCUGCUCUCGUCCUGGAAUAUUGCCUUUGCUUCAUCCUUCAAACUGUUGGUCCGCUACUGAUUUUGACCCCAGCCUGUUCAAGGGAUUUUGCCUCUGUCUCGCCCUCUUACUUGGUGGCUCGGCUACCAAUUAAUUUAUGUUUUUUUAUUGUUUUGAUUCAACCUUUUUGACAAUAAAUCCUGUUCUAAAUUGA
Molecule: messenger RNA, 1175 nt
Organism: Rhinichthys klamathensis goyatoka
Lineage: Eukaryota; Metazoa; Chordata; Actinopteri; Cypriniformes; Leuciscidae
Exons: 7
Coding region: 407-1042 (211 amino acids)
Biological process (GO): proteolysis
Molecular function (GO): cysteine-type peptidase activity
Source: RefSeq, a predicted model, not a curated record